UUCGGCACGGCUCAACACGGCUUGGCUCGGCGCGGCUCCGUUCGGCACGGCACGGCUCGAGCCACGCUGCCAUGGGAGGCUGCGGCACGUGGGCAUGGCGGGAGCUGCUGGUGCUGCUGGGCAGCGUGUGGCUGGGGGUGGGCAGCUCCCAGCCCACCCCCCUGGGCCCCACGCACACUCCUGGGCCCCAGCUGAAGUUUCGUCUGGCCGGUUACCCACGCAAGCACAACGAGGGCCGUGUCGAGGUUUUUUACAAUGACGAGUGGGGCACCAUCUGCGACGACGACUUCACGCUGGGCAACGCGCACGUGCUGUGCCGGCACCUCGGCUUCGUGGCUGCCACCGGCUGGGCCCACAGCGCCAAGUAUGGCAAAGGCGUUGGGCGGAUCUGGCUGGACAACGUGAACUGUGCUGGAGGAGAGAAGAGCAUCGGGGACUGCAAACACCGCGGCUGGGGCAACAGCGACUGCAGCCAUGAGGAAGACGCGGGUGUCAUCUGCAAGGACGAGCGCAUCCCAGGCUUCAAGGACUCCAAUGUCAUUGAGACAGAGCAGAGCCACGUGGAGGAGGUCCGCCUGCGGCCGGUGGUGUCGGGGGCCCGGCGGCAGCUGCCGGUGACAGAGGGCAUCGUGGAGGUGCGCUACAAGGACAGCUGGGCACAGAUCUGUGACGAGGGCUGGGACAGCCACAACAGCCGCGUCAUCUGCGGCAUGAUGGGUUUCCCGGCUGAGAAGAAGGUCAACAGGAACUUCUACAAGCUGGCCUCCAAAUCUCAGCCUAAACAAAAGCACAGGGAGGACGUAGGGCCCAAGAAGAGGCUCUUCACGGAGCGGCAGCAGCUCAACUACCGCCUGCACUCAGUGUCAUGCACGGGGACAGAGGUGCAUCUCUCCAUGUGCACCUUCGAGUUCUACCGAGGCAAUGCCUCGGCUGCCUGCAGGGCCGGGAUGCCCGCCGUCGUCAGCUGCCUGCCCGGGCCCCUCUUCGCUGCUGGGAAUGCCCACAAGAAGAAACAGCGCCAGCAGCAGCAGGGCCAGCCCCGGAUCCGGCUGAAGGGCGGCGCGAGGGUCGGCGAGGGCCGUGUCGAGGUGCUCAAGAGCAGCGAGUGGGGCACGAUCUGUGACGACCGCUGGAACCUGCUGUCGGCCAGCGUGGUGUGCCGGGAGCUGGGCUUUGGCAGCGCCAAGGAGGCCCUCACCGGUGCACGCAUGGGCCAAGGGACGGGACCCAUCCACCUUAACGAGGUGCAGUGCCAGGGCACCGAGAAGUCUCUCUGGAGCUGCCCCUUCAGGAACAUCACGCAGGAGGACUGCAAGCACACGGAGGAUGCAGCUGUCCGCUGCAACAUCCCGUACAUGGGCUACGAGAACCUGAUUCGGCUGAGCGGGGGCCGGAGCCGCUUCGAGGGGCGGGUCGAGGUGGCGGUGGGGGCUGGCGACAGGGACCAGCCCCGCUGGGGUCUGGUCUGCGGCGAAGGCUGGGGUACGCUGGAGGCGAUGGUGGCCUGUCGCCAGCUGGGUCUGGGAUUCGCUAACCACGGCUUACAAGAGACGUGGUACUGGGACGCCAGCAACGUGACAGAGAUGGUCAUGAGCGGGGUGAAGUGCGCCGGCCACGAGAUGUCCCUGAGCCACUGCCAGCACCACGGCGCCAGCCUGAGCUGCAGGAACACGGGCACGCGCUUCGCCGCGGGCAUCAUCUGCUCCGAGACUGCCUCCGACCUGCUGCUGCACGCGUCACUGGUGCAGGAGACGGCCUACAUCGAGGACCGGCCGCUGCACAUGCUGUACUGCGCCGCCGAGGAGAACUGCCUCUCCAGCUCGGCCCGCCUGGCCAACUGGCCCUAUGGGCACCGCCGCCUGCUCCGCUUCUCCUCCCAGAUCCACAACCACGGCCGUGCCGACUUCCGCCCCAAGGCUGGCCGGCACUCCUGGGUCUGGCACGAGUGCCACCGGCACUACCACAGCAUGGACAUCUUCACCCACUACGACAUCCUGACCCCCAACGGCACCAAGGUGGCUGAGGGACACAAGGCCAGCUUCUGCCUGGAGGACACCGAGUGCGAGGAAGAUGUGGCCAAGCGGUACGAGUGUGCCAACUUCGGGGAGCAGGGCAUCACUGUGGGCUGCUGGGACCUGUACCGGCAUGACAUCGACUGCCAGUGGAUCGACAUCACUGACGUCAAGCCAGGCAACUACAUCCUGCAGGUUGUGAUCAACCCCAACUUCGAGGUGGCAGAAAGUGAUUUCACCAACAACGCCAUGAAAUGCAACUGCAAGUACGACGGGCACCGCAUCUGGGUGCACAGCUGCCACAUCGGAGAUGCACUCAGCGAGGAGGCCAACAAGCGGUUUGAGCAGUACCCAGGUCAGCUCAACAACCAGAUUUCAUAGGGCCCCGGACCCCAGAGAGAUGGGCAUCUCCCUCCCUCACCCUGUACGGGUGGGAGGAAGCCCCUGGGGGCUGGCAGGGAGGCCUCUUGCCCGGCACUGCUGCUGCUGGGGACUGCCCAGGACUUGCCACCGGCUGCCCUUCCCCACCUCGGGGGGCUGGUGCUGGAGGCACCGACACCUGCACCUCCCAGCCUGGGGCCGCCAUCCCAACCACUGGCCAGAAGAGCGUGCCCACGUUCCCUGGGCUGCGGCACACGGGUACGGUCUGGGAGGUCCUGCACCCCCCACCGCUCCAGUCCUUCCCAUUCUAGCAGUACCCCACCUCCCGCUCCUCCCUUUCAGCCCUGGUUCCUCUCACUCCACAUCCCUCCCCACAGCUCAACCCCUGCGCUGGUCCCAGGACCCACCCUCCAUGCAGGGACCCAUUCCCCUGCCUGGCCUCAGGAGCCCCUGGUCCCCAGGGAUGGUGAGGGUACCCCUGGCUCACAGCGCUGCCCAGGGGUGGCUCAUACCCCAUCUCUCAGUUGUAAUUUUAUUUUCUCUAUAAAGU
Pipra filicauda (Wire-tailed manakin) is the source of this 2943-nucleotide messenger RNA. It is a transcript of the gene LOXL3, whose product is annotated as lysyl oxidase like 3. The record is from RefSeq and is a predicted model, not a curated record. Bases 72 to 2393 code for a protein of 773 amino acids. Lineage: Eukaryota; Metazoa; Chordata; Aves; Passeriformes; Pipridae. The transcript has 15 exons. Gene Ontology annotation, molecular function: copper ion binding; protein-lysine 6-oxidase activity. Gene Ontology annotation, cellular component: membrane. Gene Ontology annotation, biological process: inflammatory response; peptidyl-lysine oxidation.